Molecule: messenger RNA, 326 nt
Organism: Racocetra fulgida
Lineage: Eukaryota; Fungi; Glomeromycota; Glomeromycetes; Diversisporales; Gigasporaceae
Source: the annotation of a GenBank genome assembly
CAACCAAUUUGAUUAGCAGAGUUAAUUCGCUCACUCAUGCUUUAAUUUUACAAUUCUUAGAAUCAAACAAGUAUAAGAAUACUUUGGCAGAAUUCCGUAAGGAGGCUAAUGAAAUUAUCGAAAAUAAUCCUAAAUUAUUUGAUGAAUUGCCUUUGACCGCAAUUGUACAAAAUUAUAUUAUGGAGGAAAUGAGAAAUGAUUUUAAAAAUAUGUUGCCAAAAGAUGGUCGACAUUUUAAAUCUAUUUCAAACCAAAUUAAUGAUGAAAAAUUGGUCAAAUUAUUAGAUUUGGUAAAAAAAAUCAAAACAAUUUCCUUUUCAGAAUAA